This is a messenger RNA of Hydractinia symbiolongicarpus, 1833 nucleotides long. RefSeq names its product probable aminopeptidase NPEPL1. Gene Ontology annotation, molecular function: manganese ion binding; metalloaminopeptidase activity. The record is from RefSeq and is a predicted model, not a curated record. Gene Ontology annotation, cellular component: cytoplasm. NCBI's taxonomy places the organism in Eukaryota, Metazoa, Cnidaria, Hydrozoa, Anthoathecata, Hydractiniidae. Gene Ontology annotation, biological process: proteolysis. The transcript is spliced from 13 exons. Bases 149 to 1666 code for a protein of 505 amino acids.
AAAAUUUAAUUCUGGCUAACACAUCUAAACAGAAAUAGGAAGUUGACUAAAAAAGCAACAAAAAAAUGUUAAUAUUUGCUGCAGGUAAAGAAAUGUUUGCAAACAAAGCUUAAUUGUAUAAGAAAUCUGAAGAUAUUAAACAAUCAACAUGCCGUCUGUUGUUACCAUUAAAUAUUCAAACACUGUAUCUCCUGCAAAUCCUGACACUGAAGGUGUAUUGAUCAUUGGAAAACAUAACGACCUGAUAAAAUUACGUGAUAAUGUCAGUGUUAUAUCUGCAAAAUUUGGAAAAGUUAUUGAUGAAAAGACCUUCGUCAAAGGAUUUGACCAGUUGUCAACAACUUCUUCUGACAGCGUGGAAUUGUACUUCAAAAACUUCACAAUUGCGUCUAUGCCGUCAACCAGUAGUCGACACAACGCUCCUAUGUUACCUCACACACUCUCCACGUUGGUGAAAACAUAUGUUCCAAGAACAUCUAAUGAACACAUUGUUAUUGUUUGUGAACGUGAAUCUGCUUUUGCUCUUGGUUGUGCAGUUCCUCGUGUUUUUCCAUUAUACAAUACUAAAACAGGUUCCAGUGACAAUGAUGUAACAAUUACUGUUGAAUUUGUUUUCAUUGGGGCAGAUAAAUCACCUUUGCAAGAUGACGAAAUCGAUUGCUUGCAUGCUGCUUCACAAUCUGUCAGAUUGGCUGCGAAAAUUGUCGAUGUUCCUUGUAACGAAAUGCACACAGAUGCAUUUCUUGAGGAAAUUCGUACUGUUGGUAAGGAAGUUAACAUAGAACCUUUUAUCAUACAAGGAGAAGAGCUUAGCAAAAAAGGUUUCGGAGGCAUUUAUGGUGUUGGGAAAGCAGCCAUACAUUUACCUGCACUGGCUGUGUUAAGCUAUAAGCCAGAAGGGGCAACCAAAAAUAUUGCAUGGUGUGGAAAGGGCAUUGUUUAUGAUACUGGAGGUUUAUCCAUAAAAGACAAGAACAGCAUGCCUGGCAUGAAACGAGAUUGUGGUGGUGCUGCAGCCAUAUUAGGAGCUUUUCGUGCUGCAGUGAAAGCUGGAUUCAAAGAAAAUCUCCACGCAGUCUUUUGUUUAGCUGAGAACGCAGUAGGUCCGUUAGCAACAAGGCCUGACGAUGUACAUACAUUGUACUCUGGACUUACUGUUGAGAUUAACAACACUGACGCAGAAGGUAGACUGGUACUUGGUGAUGGAGUAGCAUAUGCGAAAAAGGAUUUAAAAGCUGAUAUUAUUGUUGACAUGGCAACACUAACUGGUGCUCAGGGCAUAGCAACAGGAGCUUAUCAUGCAGCCAUUUUAACAAACAACGAGGAUUGUGAAACAAGUUGCUCGAAAGCGGGAAGAAUCAGUGGUGAUUUGGUGUUCCCAGUCCCUUACACGCCGGAACUUCAUUUUGAUGAAUUCACCAGUUGCGUUGCAGAUAUGAAGAACUCUGUAAAGAAUCGCAGUAAUGCUCAAGUGUCAUGCGCAGGAUUAUUUAUCGGUGCACAUAUUGGAUUUCAAUUUACGGGCGUAUGGUUACACAUUGACAUGGCGUACCCGGUCGAAUUUAAGAACGAGCGUGCAACUGGCUAUGGAGUCGCUUUACUAUUAGCCUUAUUUGGUAAAUACACGUCAAAUUCCAUGUUGAAGUCUAUUGGAACGAUGCAGUGAUGUUGACGUGCGAUCGUGACCAAUCAAACCGACGGUUUAAAAACAUCUAUAAACAAUGUUUUCACUUUUAAAACAAACAAUUUCGAGUAAACACAAAUGAUGAAGAUUUUGUAAAUUCUUACAAUUCUAUUUUUACUUUUCUUGUAAGAAAUAUAUUCUUACACAAA